AGUUGUGUUAAUAACAUACCUAUGUACAUACAUACAUAAGUACAUAUUUUUCAAAAUGAUAUUCCUGUUUUAUAUGUUUUUGUUCGAUAUUAUUUUGGUAAAUGAUUCACAAGCAUCCGAAUCAUUUGCAACGCGUUUUCAACAGUACCACGUCCAAUGCAAAGACAUCACAAAAGUAAACGAUGCACAAACAUCCGCAGUUUAUUCAGAAGAUCCAGUCAAUGUCGCAGCCGUCGGUGAUUAUUUGUUUUGCCUCAAUAAAAAAGUGAAUAUUCAAAAUGACGUUGGUGAUGUGAACGUAGAAAGCUUCAAGUAUGUUUUACCGUAUUUUGGAAUGCCAAAGGAAAACAUUGAUAGCGCAGCUAGGGAAUGCACAGUGUUGCGAUUUCCAACUCCACAACGUACAGCUUUUGAAAUGAGACGGUGCAUUCAAAAAUAUAUGGUAAUACAACUUCCCCAAGGCGUGAAUAUUUAA
Messenger RNA from Phyllotreta striolata, 475 nucleotides. Lineage: Eukaryota; Metazoa; Arthropoda; Insecta; Coleoptera; Chrysomelidae. The record is from the annotation of a GenBank genome assembly.